GAAACAAAGGAGUGAUGUCCCGUCUCUGUCCCUCCCAUCCCAGGCUCUGUAUUCACGAGUCUUUGUGUAUAUAAACCUGGAGGCCGUCUCAUAUAUCCGAUCUCUUCUCCUUCUCUUCCCCUCCACUUUUUCAUUCUUCUUCCAUAAAAAUGGUGAAGUUCUCCAAGGAGCUCGAAGCUCAACUCAUCCCAGAAUGGAAAGACGCCUUCGUCAAUUACUGGCAACUCAAGAAGAACAUCAAGAAGAUUAAGCUUUCCAGAAUACCCAAACAGACCCAAGACAUUGACACCAAUUUCGGUCUCUCCAUUCUCGAUCCUAUUCGCUCCCUCGUCAAGAAAAUCCGCCAUAAGUUUCCCAAUCCCCAUGACAAAGCGGACACAAUUCAGGUGAGGAGCAACAAAGCCAUAGAAGGAGGAGAGAAAGAUGAAGACGAAGAAGAACAACAACAUCAUCAUGGAAAGGAAGAAGAAGAAGAAGAAGACCAAGUCUCUGAAUCUGAUGAGCUGGUUCAGUUGUUCUCCGAAGAAGAUGAGGUGAGGAUGUUCUUUGAGAGGUUAGACGAAGAGCUUGACAAGGUGAACCAGUUCUACAGAACCAAAGAGACCGAGUUUCUUGAAAGAGGAGAGAACCUCAAUAAGCAGCUGCAGAAUCUGCUUGACCUCAAGCAGAUUCUCACCGACCGCCAGCGCAAGAAUUUUCAGUCCCGCUCCAACUCCGGCCAUCUUCUUCGUUCCUGGUCAUCUUCUGCCCGGAACUCCGACUUGUCCGAAAGUCCAACUGAAUUCGAGGAAACUCCCGGACAAACCCCAGAGACAGAUAGCGUUAUUGCAGCAUUAGAACGAAAUGGGGUGAAUUUCAUUGGGUCUGAAGUACGAUCCAAAACAAAAAAUGGAAAACCAAAGAUGUCCAUGAGAAUUGACAUUCCAACCACAACACCUACUCGUUCCAUUUCAGCCGUUACAUCUAUGCUUUGGGAGGAUCUAGUAAACAACCCCAAAAAGGAAGGCGCCGGAGAUUUCAUUAAUCGGAAGAAAAUUCAGUGUGCUGAGAAAAUGAUCAGAGGGGCAUUUGUGGAGCUCUACAGAGGCCUCGGUUUAUUGAAAACUUACAGCUCCCUGAAUAUGGUGGCUUUUAUCAAGAUACUCAAGAAAUUCGAUAAGGUGUCGAAUCAACAGGCAUCAGGAAAUUAUCUGAAAUCAGUGAAGAGAUCUCAUUUCAUUAGCUCCGAUAAGGUGGUUAGACUAAUGGACGAAGUGGAGUCCAUAUUCACUAGGCACUUCGCCAACAAUGACAGGAAGAAGGCAAUGAAGUUCUUGAGACCCCAACAUCACAGGGACUCACACAUGGUCACCUUCUUUGUUGGGUUGUUUACAGGUUGUUUUGUAAGUUUGUUCAGUGUGUACGCAAUCUUAGCCCACCUAAGCGGUUUGUUCUCCCCUGGAACAGAGGCGGGUUAUAUGGAAACUGUUUACCCUGUUUUCAGCGCAUUUGCAUUGCUAAGCUUGCAUUUGUUUAUGUAUGGAUGCAACUUGUUCAUGUGGAAGAGUACAAGGAUCAACUACAAUUUCAUAUUUGAAUUCACACCCAGCACAGCCCUCAAGUACAGAGAUGCAUUCCUCAUAUGCACCUCCUUCAUGACAGCAGUGGUUGGGGCCAUGGUCGUUCACCUCCUCCUGCGUUCCAGUGGCUUUUCUCCAACCCAAGUUGACGCCAUUCCUGGAUUUCUUCUUUUGUUUGUCAUCGGGCUGCUGAUAUGCCCAUUUAACAUCUUUUAUCGUCCUACUCGCUAUUGCUUUCUUCGGAUCAUUCGCAACAUAGUCUGCUCUCCAUUCUAUAAGGUUUUGAUGGUGGACUUUUUCAUGGCUGACCAACUUACUAGCCAGAUUCCUCUGCUGAGGCACAUGGAAUCCACAGCCUGCUACUUCCUGGCUCGAAGUUUCAGAACGCAUCGCUAUGAGACCUGCAAAUCUGGAAGGUUAUACAGGGAGCUUGCUUAUGUCAUCUCCUUUGCACCAUACUAUUGGCGUGCCAUGCAGUGUGCAAGACGAUGGUUCGAUGAGUGUGACCCCAAACAUUUGGCUAACAUGGGCAAGUAUGUUUCGGCCAUGGUAGCAGCUGGUGCCAGGAUAACGUAUGCUAACCAGAAAACCGAACUAUGGUUGGUUGUGGUCCUGGUCACCUCUGUGUUGGCCACAGUUUAUCAGUUGUAUUGGGAUUUUGUUCAGGACUGGAACCUUCUAAACCCCAAAUCCAAGAACCCAUGGCUCAGAGAUGAUCUGAUUCUCAAAAACAAAAGCAUCUACUAUGUCUCCAUUGUCUUGAAUCUGGUCCUGAGAGUUGCUUGGGUGGAGACAGUCACACGAUUCAAUGUUGGAAUGUUGGAGUCCCGGAUGCUAGACUUUUUCUUGGCUUCUCUUGAGGUUAUCAGACGUGGGCACUGGAAUUUCUACAGGUUGGAGAAUGAACAUUUGAACAAUGUUGGCAAGUUCAGGGCAGUGAACGCUGUUCCUCUACCAUUCCGUGAGACCGAUUCAGAUGGUUGAGGGCAUUGCUUAGACCAUUGUACAGACGUCCCCUUACACCAAGGGGUACGCAAUUUCCCACUAGCAUGGACUCAAGGGAUCCACAUUGACAAUGUGUAGAGUCUCAACAAUCAAUCCUCAUUCAUGACAAUCCAACCGAAGAAGUGAACCGCAAGGCUCCAAAUUUAUUGAACAACAAAGGGGGCGCUGAAUAAUAUUUGAUGCCCAUUGCAAAUUUGGAUUCCAUGAUAUCAAUGUACCACCAAUUUUUAGAAUUUUCUUCCUUUUUCCACAUCUUCUUCUAGGGUUUUGUUGUGUUGAGGAAAAGGGUUGAUAUUAAUGAAUUUUCAACUAGCUUGGCAGUUGGAAAAUUGCUUUAGUAGGUUGGAGUAUUUAGAUCCAGUGACAAGGACUGGUCAAUAAUAUGUUGUGGUUAAUUUUGAUUGUA
Vitis vinifera (wine grape) is the source of this 2970-nucleotide messenger RNA. RefSeq names its product phosphate transporter PHO1. Bases 150 to 2543 code for a protein of 797 amino acids. The transcript has 15 exons. Gene Ontology annotation, biological process: phosphate ion transport; cellular response to phosphate starvation. Gene Ontology annotation, molecular function: inositol hexakisphosphate binding. Gene Ontology annotation, cellular component: plasma membrane; trans-Golgi network; cytoplasm. NCBI's taxonomy places the organism in Eukaryota, Viridiplantae, Streptophyta, Magnoliopsida, Vitales, Vitaceae. The record is from RefSeq and is a predicted model, not a curated record.